AUGUCUUCUAUGGACUCCCUCUUUGCCGCCUACAAACAGAGGCAAGCUGCCCUCGAAGCAAGCGACAAUCCGUACGCCAGCGGCGUCGCCUGGAUCGCGGGGGAGCUCUCACCACUGGCAGAGGCGCGAAUCCCGAUUCUGGACCAGGGCUUCCUCCACGGCGACCUUUGCUACGACGUUCCCUCGGUGUGGGAUGGUAAGUUCUUCCGCCUGGACGAUCACAUCACGCGCUUCGAGUCCAGCUGCGCCAAGAUGAGACUCAAGCUGCCGCUGCCCAGAGACGAGCUCAAGGCGGUCCUAUUUGACAUGGUCGCGAAGAGCGGGAUGCGAGACGCCUAUGUCGAGCUCAUAGUGACCCGUGGACUGAAGGGCGUGCGAGGGUCGAAGCCUGAGGAGAUUGUCAACAACCUGUACGUUAUCCUGCUGCCAUACGUCUGGCUCAUGGACCCGGACAUGCAGUAUCGCGGCGGCAGCGCCGUUGUUGCCCGCACAGUCCGCCGGACGCCACCAGGGGCCAUGGAUCCCAUAAUCAAGAACCUGCAAUGGGGCGACAUGGUGCGCGGCAUGCACGAGGCGCAGGAUCGGGGAGCCAGCUAUCCGCUUCUCACGGACGGCGACGCAAAUUUGACGGAGGGCUCGGGAUACAACAUCGUGCUGCUCAAGGACGGAGCCGUCUACACGCCCGACAGGGGGGUGCUGCACGGGAUCACGCGGAGGACCGUCAUGGAGGUUGCGAAGGCCCAGGGGAUCGAUGUUCACGUCGAGGCCGUUCCUGUCGAAAUGGCGUACGUCUGUGACGAGAUGUUCAUGUGCAGCACGGCUGGGGGAGUGAUGCCGAUUACGGAGCUCGAUGGACGGCCGGUCAAGGACGGACAGGUUGGACCGAUCACGAAGACGAUCUGGGAUGGAUACUGGGCUCUUCACGGGGAAGAUGCGUAUACGACGGCGGUUGAGUACAAGUAG
Messenger RNA from Trichoderma citrinoviride, 963 nucleotides. Its product is annotated as D-alanine aminotransferase. The transcript has a single exon. Lineage: Eukaryota; Fungi; Ascomycota; Sordariomycetes; Hypocreales; Hypocreaceae. Gene Ontology annotation, biological process: carboxylic acid metabolic process. Gene Ontology annotation, molecular function: catalytic activity. Bases 1 to 963 code for a protein of 320 amino acids. The record is from RefSeq and is a predicted model, not a curated record.